This is a messenger RNA of Fusarium odoratissimum NRRL 54006, 2117 nucleotides long. RefSeq lists its product as uncharacterized. Lineage: Eukaryota; Fungi; Ascomycota; Sordariomycetes; Hypocreales; Nectriaceae. The record is from RefSeq and is a predicted model, not a curated record. Gene Ontology annotation, biological process: regulation of DNA-templated transcription. The coding region runs from base 143 to 1696 and encodes 517 amino acids. Gene Ontology annotation, molecular function: DNA-binding transcription factor activity, RNA polymerase II-specific; zinc ion binding. The transcript is spliced from 2 exons.
UUCGCCUUUUUCAACACAUCCAUCCAUCACUGAAUCCGUCCUCUAACCCCAGGACUUGCCAACAAGUACCAGAUUUACCGAUUGGACUAACCCGAAAAGCGUUCACCAGCCAAUAAGAGACCGGUUAUCUGAGAUCGGGAUCAUGGUUUUCUCCGGCAAACCUUCACGAGCCUGCGAACCCUGUCGAGAGAAACGGAGAAAGUGUGACCUAAAGAAGCCUUCCUGUUCAACAUGUAUACGGAUGAAGAUUUCUUGUUUUGGAUAUCGAGACGUUCACUCAGUCAAGAUCAAGGAUCAAACCUCUGCUGUGAUACGGAGAGCGCAGCGCCAGAGAUGUGUGGACGCAAAAUCAGCCUCCGAAUCCAGCAGUCCUUUUGGCGAUUACAGCUCUCCAGAGCAUUCUAGUCAGCAUCAUGAUAUGGAGGUAGACUGUCUCCGAAUCUCAAGUCCUCCCGAAGAACUUGCACUUGGGUACUUCCUGUUCGUCUUCACACGAUCUGGUCCAUUCACAUACCUCCAUGAACACACAACUACUCUAGCCAUCGACGAUGACAUAAUACAGGCCAUCCACGCCCCGGCUCUUGCAUCCCUGGCUCUCGAACAUCGGCGAGGCGACCUACUGCGAGCAGCGCGUUACCACUACUCCAAAGCCUUGACUCGGACAAACCAAGAUCUAAGCGAUCCCCGAGUAGCCAUCCUUGACAAGACCCUUCUCCGUGUACUGUUGCUCUCAACCUUUGAGGGAUUGGUUUUCGAAGGCCGAGGCUCAACGAGGAACUGGGAACUCCACGUGCAAGGUUCAUUAAGACUCUUGGUAAUGCGAGGAAGGCAACAGUUCCAGACUGAAAUCGGGCGCAGACUGUUCCACCAUACCGCCAUCAAUGUUCUGACAAAUUGCAUAAUGCGAUCAAGUCCGAUAGCAGACGAUUUCUUGCGACUUUACGAGUACGCUACUUCCGGCCAGUCGGGACUCGAUGAAGCCAGGACUCGCAUGAUCGGAUUCGUCUGUCAGUUCGCCAGAAUGUCUGAUGCAAGAAAAGGCAUGUUGGCGACGGACUUUGUGAGGGAGUGCAUGGAGCUUGACAAAAAAGCUGCCGAGUUUAUCGAUGUAUUUUUCAAAGACUUGCCGUAUGAAGUCGUCGAUAUCACCUCCGAGGAAUACCGACAGAAUGCUCCUGGCACAGAGAUCUGCGCCUACAAGGACACUAUUCACAGAUACCAGUCUCAACAGUCAACACGUAUCUACAAUACCGCAAGGCUCAUGAGAUUGACAGUCAAAGAGUGGAUAUACAGCGUCUUCGAUAGGAAUCCCCAUGGAGUCAUCCUCAAUGAACCCAGCGAAGACGAUCCUCUGAGAGCAAGCUGGAACCAGCUUCCCAUCAAGGCCGCACUGCAAGCCAGCGAUGUAAUUGACGACAUGCUAGCUAGUGUUCCAUACUCACUAGAGCUGUUGAAUACACCGUUCCGAACGGCUUCGCGAUAUGUGGUCUGGCCACUUGCAAACGCUGCAGGAUCCGAAGUUUGCCCUCCGCCUGCGAGGCUGUACAUCAUCGAUAGGCUGAAGGAGCUGGCUGUCAAAGCAAACCUUGACCAGGCUAUGCAGGCGGCGAAUAUGUUGGAGGAGAGAGUGCCGUUAGAGGACUGGCAAGUUAGCCUUGAUGGUGGAUGGUAUGUCGGUAUGCUAAUGACUAUUUGACAGGAUGCAUCUUCUUCAUCUCUCGUAAUGAGUGGACGACGAGGGAUUUCUCGUAAAGGAAACAAUAGAAGAAUUAUAAAGUUCCAUGUUACGGAAUCAGCCCACGUGGGCACUCGUGUAUAUUACAGAGUCAAUCUUAAAGGGUUCACGAAUACUCUGUUGCGCGCCCUUAUCAAAGACGUUACUGCAAGGAAUAAUUGCGCAAUUCGCAUCCGCAAGAGGAAUGCGUCUAGUUGUAAGCUACCGAGUAAUAGCCCUAUGGGUUUGGCUCAAUGAAUGAUCUAAUAAUGUCCUUCGACCCGAGUUGUAUCCACUACGGAGCCGCAUGUCGGACCCGUGUCAGUGGUUCCGCAGAGGCUAUGAUACAAUGUCAAACUCAAAGAUAGAGGUCAUUUAACACUCUUUUUCUAUUGAUAGUGUG